Penicilliopsis zonata CBS 506.65 is the source of this 2073-nucleotide messenger RNA. RefSeq lists its product as hypothetical. The transcript has 5 exons. Lineage: Eukaryota; Fungi; Ascomycota; Eurotiomycetes; Eurotiales; Aspergillaceae. Bases 183 to 1739 code for a protein of 518 amino acids. Gene Ontology annotation, molecular function: DNA-binding transcription factor activity, RNA polymerase II-specific; zinc ion binding. The record is from RefSeq and is a predicted model, not a curated record. Gene Ontology annotation, biological process: regulation of DNA-templated transcription.
AAUUAUUGUUGCGAACGCCGUAUCCUCGAUGGAAUUGUCGCUCGCUCAGACUGUCGUCGAGACUGAGUUGAAAGAGCGCCACUGUCUCAUCACUACCUAUCGCUACUGAUUCCUACUUGUUAUUAACUUGCCCCGGAAUCCGGUUAACGGAGGCUGAAUGCGGGGAAAGACGCCCAGGGAGAAUGCCGUUCGAUAGCCCUUGUGACAGUUGUGCUCUUCGCAGAGUGAAAUGCGACAGACAGUUUCCCUGCCACCCGUGUCUGUCACGGUCCCAGGAUUGCACGUACCUGCGGAUCCGCAAGAGACCGGGUCCGAAAGGUCCACGGCUGGGAACAAGUCUGCGGAUCAAGGAGAUGCAGAGGAAAUACUUGCAUGAGCGUAUGCCGGCGGCGAUAUUGGGGAUAUCAGCGACUGUUUCGAGCAGUGACGCCGGUCAACAGUAUCGGAUCCCAUUAUCCGCGUACCUCGCUCAGCUCGAUGUCUUUCAAACCCGGCUGUACAACACUUGGCCGAUAGUGUCGAUCGACGACUUGAAAGUCAGGCUGGUACAAGGAAGCACGGAUAUGACGGUCAAUGCUCUCGCGGCUGCGGUAUGUGCGGCAGCCAUGGCCCAGUUGAGGAUCUUCCAUGCUGUGUCGCCAGGCGAGGCCUCCGCGGUGUCCGUUCAAGACUUUGCGAGGGAAUGUCUGCAUUUCCGGGAACAGUCUGACUAUCUUCGGAAACCAUCACUUGACGCUUUACUCACAUCACUGUUUUUGCACAUGUUUUAUGCCAAUACGGGUCAGAUUGUGGCUGCCACUCUCGCGCUGCGAGAGGCCAUUGCAUAUACGCAUCUCCUGAAUCUCGGGGCUCUUGCGACACUGGAUCUGUGUGGUCCAGAGGACAGGAAACUGAGACUGCGAGUGUAUUGGAUUUUAUUUAUAACAGAAAGGACAUUCUGCAUUCAACACAGUCUUCCUAUGACUCUCCAACGAGCAGAAGAUACCCCCGAAAUCCUGAUGGAAGACAGUCAGUUCCCUGGCCAGAAAGGCUUCUCAGCUCUCAUUCAGCUAUUUUCCCACAUUCACAACAGCCUCCUUCCCUCACACUGCUUGACGAUGCCAGACAUGUCGCCCACUACAUACUCACGAACACAUAUUCUUGACAUCCACCGCCAGAUUCGCCAGAGCGUGCCGCCCUUCCGCUCCAUGCCUGAAGCGCAAUCCGUAGAUAUUGUGGCCACUUCUGCCUGGAUCCGGUCUCUCCUUUGGCAGUACUCUGCCUUCCACUUUAUGCUUUCCUCCUCUUCUACAGUUGAAACGUUGGCCAUUGAUUACCCAUUCACCAUCACCAAGGACUUCUUAGAGUCCCUUUCAGGGAUAUCAGAGGACUCUAUCCGUGCGCACGGUUAUGGGAUGGAAAUCAAACUCCUACAAAUCUCGAACGCCGUACUAGACAUCUUCUCCUGUGCUCCUCACCUUAUUAAAUUUGAAGCCUUUAGAUGCGGUCCACAAGACGCCAUUCUAUCCCUAGAGAAACUCCUACUGUCUGUUGGAGGAACGGGGUCCGAACAGCUUAAACUGCUACGUACGCGUAUGUCCCAGACGGGACUCUGGUCUCAGUCUCUUCGAAGUUUGCAUUUUCCGGAUGCAAUCAUUGGGGUGCAGGGAGAUGAGUCUCAUCACCACCCCCUCUCGAAUAUAGAAGAGCUAGAUGCGGAGUGUCUAGUGAUAGGGGAGAACAUGGGCUCUGUCUCCUAAAGUCAUCUAAUCAUUAUCAGUGUAUAGGAAACCGUAGGAUUAGGCCUGGUGACACUCAACCACAAGUCCCCAACGCCCUAUACUACAUAUAGUAUCUCUCUAGGAGUGUAAGGGAGCAGAUCUUUGAACAUCUGGGUCAUGCUUUACCUAAGGAUCCAUUCUUGCCCAUAGGAGAUGGUUUAGUAGGCUUCGUUGUAGAAGGCUUUUUCAAUCUCCUCGAAUAUGUCCCCAAAACACGCGUCACAGGAUCCCAUUCUUCCUCGUAUGAAUUCCAGAGCGCGAUAUAUUUUCUGGAGUCGAGCAAUCUGAAAGAUGUCGUCACUCUUGUGUGUGC